Messenger RNA from Plenodomus lingam JN3, 2079 nucleotides. The record is from RefSeq and is a predicted model, not a curated record. NCBI's taxonomy places the organism in Eukaryota, Fungi, Ascomycota, Dothideomycetes, Pleosporales, Leptosphaeriaceae.
AUGGAGGAUCAGAAGGAGUCUGCCAGAGCAAGGCAGGACGCCCAGCCAAUCGUUCCCGUGCAACAGGACUUCCUUUUCGUUGACGCAGCGCAAGCAAAGACGUCGCUUCAAGGUCGUCGAAAUGCGCGUUCUUUCGUCAUGCAAAAAGCACGAAGGGAGCGUCCAUGGUCGACAAGCAAACAUGCUGCCAAACAACGCAAGACUGGUAGUUCCAAUAGCACGACUUCCGGGAGUAUGAACACCCCAGACUCUUCAUACACGCCCAAUACAGCGACACCAAGUCCCCCCAUUCUUCCCGGUAGACCUGAUUACUUCACUCCAGCGCGACUACGCACCUUCGCACCGACGGGGGAGUCUGUCUGCCCUAAAUGCCAGAUCUUGGUUUGUCGACCUGGGCAGGAUCUGUGUCCAAGAUGUGCUGUUCUCAAGCCUCGGGCACCAGGAAGCGACCCAGUCAGCCGUCUAUUCGACCCUUUCAGGACCUCAUCAGUGGAGAUCACUGGGAGUGUAUCUGGACUCUUAGAACAUUUUGUCGCAGAAAUGGCUCCUGGUAUCAUCGCUGUCGAUGUCCGUAAUCGAUCCACGUUGAUGAGAUCUGACUGGUUUGGAACUGCGAUGGGCCAUCCUGGCUUCAUGCACAGCUUGCUUUGCACGGUGGCGUUGCACCUAUAUAUUUUUGGUGGAGGUACUGUCGACACCAUUCUGUAUCAUCGAGCACAAGCGAUCGCAGCGAUUAAUGCAGCGAUCUCCAACCCCGACAAAAAUGCUGGAAUAUCGGAUGCGAACAUUGGCGCCGUAUUCAACCUGCUAACAGUGGAGGAAAGCUUGCAGUUGCCGCAUUUCGAAGAGGCACAGUUGCAGGAGGACCAGCCGAAACAACGCGCAAUCCAUCUGAACGGGCUAAGUAGAAUGAUACAAUUGCGGGGAGGGCUUAAAGAAAUUAACUCUAAUCGCAUAUUGCAAGCCUUUAUACUUUGGCAUGCGACCACAUACGCCAUCUUCCACUUUAGUGCGCCCGACAACUCGAUUCUGGAUUAUAUCAGCACCGCCAAUUUUCCUCGGCACCCUCCUGGUUACCAACCAAAUAUCUCGCAGCAUCUCAUCGAAUACUGUCAUUAUGCCGGCGUCAAAGAGAAACUUACCGCAUUGGUGGAAUCGGUGCUGGUACUGACUGCAGACCUCAAUGUCUGGUAUAGUGAUCCCGAAAGCCCGCUGGAUCCACUUGACAUACAGAAUUUCUCGUGUGCUUUGGAGUGUUUACUCUUGGACUGGCUGCGCGAACACGAAUCUUCCGUCACACCGCUGGAGGAUGCACUAUGUGUUGCGCUCCUCAUCUUCACUGUACGGACGACAGAAGCAAUGAAAUUGCAGACUGGCGCACACCUUCUCCAUUUCGCUGCAAGCAAGCGACUUCAGAAAGCACUCAACUGCACGACCUGUGACGAGUGGCAGACUUGUCCGGAUCUCCUUUUAUGGGUUCUUUCUAUUGGUGCCAUCUCUGCAGAUGGCUCGGGCGACAGUCCCUGGUACGUCCAUCAGACCUCACUGGCGUGCGAAACAUUCAACAUAUAUUCUGCAGAGACGCUACUCGAGCGUUUACAUUAUUGCGGAUGGGUCAACUACAAGUUGAAUGAAGCUGUACACUAUCUAUGGGAGAGGAUUGUCAAGCUCAGGCUCGAGCCAUUUGUCAAUGCUUCAUUGAUACCCGAUGACGCCGAUAGUCCAGUCGGGCCACUGCAGCACCACGUCGCUGAACCAGAUCUGGUCGAGUGGGAAAGCAUUGACUGGGCUGCGCUCAGUCUCGGAUUUGACCUACCGGACGAGCACGCAGUCAUUGGCGGAGACGCAGGGGUAUUCGACCACACUCCUUCAGAGGCAAAUGUAGAUAGGCUACAUGACCUCAACACUGGAUAUGCCUACGGAUGUUCGUACACCUCGUGUUAUCCCACUUCGUGCAAUGAAUCUGGAAUCACAUCCAUACCGGUACGGAUGAAGGCUGAUAAACCUUACUUGUUGAUAGGGUCUAGACUGCAACAGCCUUCGCCAUGGCUAGGCGACUUUGAGCGUGUUCGAGAUUAG